This is a messenger RNA of Spirometra erinaceieuropaei, 2794 nucleotides long. The record is from the annotation of a GenBank genome assembly. NCBI's taxonomy places the organism in Eukaryota, Metazoa, Platyhelminthes, Cestoda, Diphyllobothriidea, Diphyllobothriidae.
AUGGCUACCACCACCACCACCACCACCACCACCACCACCACCACCACCACCACCACCACCAUCACCACCACCAACACCACCAGGACAACCACCACCACCACAACCACCUUUACAGCACGUGUGCUCUCUACUUCUUUUUCGGCGUAUAUUCUCCUCAAGGUAUCACAGGAUGUGAUAACCCUACUACUCCGUCGCUUUCAUCUCCAGUAGGAGUUCGGUACUCAUUGACCUCGAGGAGGAGGAGACAUCCCUUAAUAAUCAUGGCUCGUAAUUUCGCACGUAGGUGAUAAAGCUGUAAGUCGGGUUUGACGCGGGGAGUGGAGGGGGAGAGAGAAAGACCAUAUUUGCUGUCAGCGUGAGGGAGAAGGUGGGUGCCGGCGACAUCGAAGGUAAUUAAAUGGUCAACCUUCGUCCUUUUUGAGGCCUCCACGUAUUCGCAGUUCUGGUUUCUGCACAGGUGUCUCGACAAUAAUGUGCCGCCCAAAUGUGUUCCACUCAUGCCUCCGGUUAACACAGAUUUUUCGAGUCGGGCAUUAUUUCAAAAUGGCAGAUGGAUGAUCCGACGGCUCCUCCAAGAUGGCCACGCGAGACUUCACAAGUACCGUCAAAGGAUUGACCAAGUAAAGACCAGAUGUUGUGUGUUCAUGGGCGAGAUCGGUAGAAAUCUGCUCCUCCAGAGGAGAGCUGAAGAAGCCCGCGAACAAAGAAUGAUGCGCGACGAAGCACUGGAGAACCAAUUCCGAAAGCUGCCCAAUCUAACGUCGCCCAGAAACGACAAACUGGUGCACAACCUGUCGUCAAAGGAGCUGAAAAAAAAUCAGAUGCAGGUUUUAAGGCACGAAGCUUUAUUCAACACGACUGCCGCCAAACCUGUUAACAUGAAUGCAGACGGAAGCAACGGAGGAGACCAAGCGCCUCAUCCGAUACCAUGUGUCGUCUCUCCUAAUGGCCCACAGGCCGCGGGAAGUGCUUUCAAAUGUCGAACGUGAUGCGCUUAGAGAACUCAAGGCCGACAAAGACUUGGUCAUCGUGCAAGCGGACAAGGGGGCGCUCCACGGUUGUGCUGGACAGAACAGACUACCUUCAAAAAGCCGAAUUUUUACUGGAGGACCGACAGUUCUAUGUUUCAUGUGCAACGAACCCUGUAGAAGCGCUGACACGCUAAAUGAAUGCUAGGUUAUUGGCCUUGGGGAACUCAGGUGCAAUAACACCGACCGACAGACGCAUGGCGAGACCCCAAGAUAGGGCUUUGGCCCGAUUCUAUGGCCUCCCUAAGGUGCACAAAGACGGCGCUCCUCUCCGACCCAUCCAGUCGCUCAAAGUUACUCCAACGUACGGACAGUCUAAGUGGCUAUUCCGGCGUCUCAAGUUCCUGACCGCUGAGUCAGACACCACGGUCUCUUCGUCAGCACAAUUCCUGGAGCAUCUCAAAGGGGUAAGCCUCCAUCCAAAUGAGGUCAUGGUAUCUUUUGAUGUUACAUCCAUUUUUACUUCUAUUCCCCAGGACCUGGCGAUCGAGACAAUCGAGCUGCUUCUACAAAGCAAAUACGAUGAAACGAAUAAUAGUCUUGGAUUAGACCAAGUCCUUCAGCUCCUGAAGUUCUGUCUCAGGACGUACUUCACUAUCGACGGGACAAUCUACGAAGAGGUGAAGGGCACACCACUGGGUUCGCCGAUUUCGGGGUGCAUCGCCGAGGCGGUCCUGCAACGGUUAGAUUCGCUGGUCUUCCAACAUCACAAACCGAAGUUCUGGGCGCGUUAUGUGGAUGAUACCUUCGUCGUUAUCGACCGGGAUCAACAGAUGACAAUGAAGGAACGCCUGAAUGCGGUCGUCCCGGGCCUACAUUUUACGAUGGAGGAGGGAGAGAACAACCAGCUGGCCUUACUGGAUGUCCACGUAUGCUGCAAGGAUUGUGGCGGGCUAAAGACCAACGUGUUAACGAAAGCGAUAAAUACGAUGCAAGUACUGAGCUUCAACAGUAACCACCCAAACAGUCACAAACGCAGUUGUGUAAGGACGCUCUAUCGGCGUGUCGAAACGCAGUGCAGUGAACCGGAAGACAAGAUUGCCGAACUACAAUACCUCCGACAGUUCUUCAACGCCAAUGGCUACCCGCGCAACUUUGUCAACCGGUGCAUAGGCAAAAGGGACGAAAGGCCUAACCGCACGGACAGCAAAGUUUGGCGAGCGCUUCCAUAUGUCAAGAAGGUUUCGGACGCUGUUGGCCGCCUUCUCGCACCACUUGGGGUUGGAGUUGCACACAGACGGGAGGCAACCAUCAGGCGUAACUUAAUGAAACCGAAAGACCCACUGCCACGGCAAGAAACGUCUGGAGUCGUCUAUCGGAUCUGGCGAAGUUGCGGACAGAGCAACUACGUUGGAGAAACCGGAAGACAAUUCCAAACGCGAAUGGCCGCACACGCGGCAGCGGUGCGGAGAAAUGACGCCAGCUCUCAAGUUGCGGCUCAUUCGACGGCCUCCGGCCACACAUUCAAAUUUGACGGGGCCGAGAUUCUCGCAGGAGGUGACAACCGCGUGUGCCGGAAGCUGCUUGAGUCACGGUUGACUGGUCCCCAGUCUAUUAACAAGUGCAAUGAUCUUCCCAUUCAAUUCACCGUGCUGAGACUUCGUAUAGGCGGAGUAUUUGGCCACGCGGGAAGCGCACAGGUGAGCACUCCUCCCAAUACCCGGCUCAGCGAGCAGAUGGUCGAGCCAUCAUCACACCAGCAUGAAAUUGCCGCAAUUAACGACGCGAAUGCCGGCCAUUACGCCACGUGCAACGAUUACUGGUGA